This is a messenger RNA of Aspergillus sclerotioniger CBS 115572, 1196 nucleotides long. Its product is annotated as glycoside hydrolase family 28 protein. The record is from RefSeq and is a predicted model, not a curated record. Gene Ontology annotation, biological process: pectin catabolic process. Gene Ontology annotation, molecular function: polygalacturonase activity. The coding region runs from base 1 to 1095 and encodes 364 amino acids. The transcript is spliced from 3 exons. NCBI's taxonomy places the organism in Eukaryota, Fungi, Ascomycota, Eurotiomycetes, Eurotiales, Aspergillaceae. Gene Ontology annotation, cellular component: extracellular region.
AUGCGCUCUCUUCAGCUCCUCGCCCUCGCUGCCACCGGCUCCCUCGUGGCCGCCGCCCCUGCCCCCCGCGAUCUCGUCGAGAGAUCCUCCUGCACUUUCACCUCGGCCGCUGAGGCCAAGGAGGGUGUCAAGAAGUGCUCCCAGUCCAUCCUGAAGGACAUCGAGGUUCCCGCCGGCGAGACCCUCGACCUGUCCAAGGCUGCUGAUGGCUCUACGAUCACCUUCGAGGGUACCACCACCUUCGGCUACGAGGAAUGGAGCGGACCCCUCGUCCGUCUCGGUGGUAAGGGCGUCACAUUCACCCAGGCCUCCGGCGCCGUUAUUGACGCCCAGGGUGAGCGCUGGUGGGACGGCAAGGGCACCAACGGUGGCAAGAAGAAGCCCAAGUUCAUGUAUGUGCAUGACAUCGAGGACUCGUAUGUCAAGGGUCUGCACAUCAAGAACACCCCUGUCCAGGCCAUCAGUGUGCAGGGCACCAAUGUGCACUUGACUGAUAUCACCAUCGACAACAAGCUGGGUGACACCAAGGGUGGUCACAACACCGAUGGUUUUGACAUCAGUGACAGCACUGGCAUCUACAUUACUGGUGCCACGGUGUACAACCAGGAUGAUUGCCUUGCCAUCAACUCUGGCGAGACUAUCUACUUCACGGGCGGAUACUGCUCCGGUGGUCACGGUCUGUCCAUUGGCUCGGUCGGUGGCCGUUCGGACAACACGGUCAAGGAUAUCCACAUCGAGAACAACGAGGUUGUGGACUCUGCCAAUGGUGUUCGCAUCAAGACCAUCUACAAGAAGACUGGCGAUGUCGACAACGUUACCUACUCCAACAUCAAGCUCUCGGGCAUCACCAAGUAUGGAGUGGUCAUCGAGCAGGACUACGAGAACGGUAGCCCCACUGGUAAGCCUUCGAACACCAUCCCGAUCAAGGAUGUCACUCUGGAUGGCAUCACUGGCUCGGUUGAAGACGAUGCCCAGGCCAUCUACAUCCUGUGCGGUGAUGGCAGCUGCUCCGACUGGACCUGGAAGGAUGUCGAUGUCUCCGGUGGCAAGGACAAGAAGACGUGCAAGAACGUUCCCUCUGGAGCUUCUUGCUAGAUUCUUUCAUUCCCCUAGGGUCGUGGGCUGAGAUUGUGCUGUGAGGCAUUCUCUAUUCUUCUUCUGUAUUGAUAGUUUAGUGAAUACAAGCCUAGUUAGAC